AUGGGUAGUUGUUGGAGCCUUUGUAGAGGCAGUUUAUGGAAACAAAGUUCUUUUCAUGAACGUACCGCUUUAUUGCAUUCAGAACACGUUUCUUCCAAUUGCUCCUGUUGUUCUCAACAGGCCCUUUCAGCUGUUGAUCCGUGCCAAGAUGAACAAGAAAUUCUUUCUAAAAUUGUUUUACGUACGUCUGAGCGAUUGAUUGAUAUGUAUACAUUAAUAUCAAAGAAACCGUCAUUUCCUGAUGCAUCAGUUCGUCAAUCAGAUGAUUUAAAACGAUUAGAGCAGUUAGCUGCACCUGAAAUGCAAACUUUUAACGGCUUGAUUGGUGUUAGUAUGACACGUAAAGAGUGGGAACUUAUAGAAGGUGUUUCCAAGCUGGUAAAUCAGGCAAUACUUCAAGCAAAGGAUAUUAAAGAUGUUGGCCAUGUCCUUGUUAAGCUUGAUAAAUUUGAAGAAACAUAUUGA
This is a messenger RNA of Pneumocystis jirovecii RU7, 465 nucleotides long. RefSeq lists its product as uncharacterized. The transcript is spliced from 5 exons. NCBI's taxonomy places the organism in Eukaryota, Fungi, Ascomycota, Pneumocystomycetes, Pneumocystales, Pneumocystaceae. Bases 1 to 465 code for a protein of 154 amino acids. The record is from RefSeq and is a predicted model, not a curated record.